Staurois parvus is the source of this 252-nucleotide messenger RNA. NCBI's taxonomy places the organism in Eukaryota, Metazoa, Chordata, Amphibia, Anura, Ranidae. The record is from the annotation of a GenBank genome assembly.
AUGGGGCCCCCGGGCAAUAGGGGAUCAUGGGGCCCCUGUGUCCUUGCCCAAACUCAAAAAAGCCUAUGAAAAAGGUACCAGGGGCAUCUCAUGGGGCCCCCUACUGACCCCGGGCCCUCGGGCAGUGCCGAUUUCAAAUGGUCAGUCUGCCCCUGGUUAGAGCAUCACAAAAUUAUACUGAUUGUCAAACUAAAAUUGUUUGAAGGCUUUCUUUACUAAGCAUUAAUUAGUGAAAGUGUUUUUGUCAGGUCU